This is a messenger RNA of Pyricularia oryzae 70-15, 624 nucleotides long. RefSeq lists its product as uncharacterized. Bases 1 to 624 code for a protein of 207 amino acids. NCBI's taxonomy places the organism in Eukaryota, Fungi, Ascomycota, Sordariomycetes, Magnaporthales, Pyriculariaceae. The record is from RefSeq and is a predicted model, not a curated record. The transcript has 3 exons.
AUGAUGGGUAUAGACCAAGCGGCAGCCCAAGGUAGCAGCAGUCCGGUGACCGACGUCGACACGGGCUUCGUCUUUGCGGCAUACUCGGGUCGAUACGACACGUCAAACGGCGCGAUCCAGUUCCGAGUGGCCGUGCCGAGCGGAGUUGGCACAAACGAGCCCUACGACGCCGUGCUACAGGUCGUGGCGCCAACCGCCGUCGGCUGGGCGGGGGUGGCUUGGGGAGGGAGCAUGACCUACAACCCGCUUACCGUGGUGUGGCCGAGCGGACAGACGGUGACUCUGAGCUCGCGUUGGGCUACGGCACAUGCGGCACCAGCACCAUACACCGUGCCGGUCUACGAGGUGCUCAAGACCGGGACGAGGGUCAACAGCACGCACUGGCAGAUAACGGCCAAGUGCAGCGGAUGCACGUCGUUUCAGGGCCGCGCCGGAGCGGCACCCACCUGGCUUCGGCCGACCGGGUCAAACAGGUUGGCGUUUGCCAUGGCCAGGACCGCCCCGAGCCAGCCGGCGUCAAACACGAGCGCGAUUCUGUAUCACGAGGUCCACCAGUACUGGAACGCCGACUUUGGCAGCGCGCAAAAUGAAAACUUUGGCGAGCUGGUGCAGCGGAAUCUGUAG